GAUGUGCACAGAUUUUAGUUAAUUCCUAUUCAGCUCCAGAUGUCCCUGGACAGGCAAAGUCAUGGUUCUGCAGGGGUUAAGUGGGCUGCAAGAACGUGAGGAAAACAAAGAGGCUGGUCUUAAGCAAGGAAGUGGGUCAUGUCCUGCCUGAGGAGGAGUAGAGAGCCAUGGGGAGUACAAGGGAGGCAGCUACCUUUCUGGUGGGGACAGUGGAAGGCGGUUGCUCCCGGGAUUUGCAGCUUGAGGGCAUUCUGCCUUUGGCAAGUAUCAGAAAAGGAUGGCAAGGAUCCUGAUUAUGUUAGUGAGUCUGCUCAGCAGCUCAUUGGUUUGCAGUGCUGAGCCAUCAUCCUACAGCGACACGAGUGUUGUCUUCCGAAUGACGAAGCCAGCUGUACUAGUGCUCAAUGAGAAAACUGCUCAUGUCGUACAGACAGCCUUCCAGCAUGCAGACUACCCAGACAUCAAGGGGGAGAAGUCUGUCCGGUUUCUUGGGAAGAUUGCCUAUGGAUUGAAAAACAUCCAUAUUGGAGAACUGACCAUAGAAAACACCACAGUUGACCUCAAGGAGGACGACGCCAUCAACAUCGGAAUUCAGAAUGUUUCUGCUUCCUUCCAAGGAACCCUCAGCUAUGGCUACGUGGGUGGCUGGCUGGUGAAGCUCAUCCAUUCUAUUGACUUCGAAAUUGAGUCAUCCAUUGAUCUGCAGAUAAACGUUAAAUUGUUGUCGGAUGAUGGGCGUGUGAUAGUGGACACCUCGGACUGUUACCUGACUUUCCACAAGCUGACCCUGCAUCUACAAGGAGACAAAGACCCAGGAUGGCUAAAACAGCUUUUUACAAACUUCAUCUCGUUUACCUUGAAGCUCGUUCUCAAAAACCAGGUGUGUAAAGAAAUUAACUAUAUUUCUCAGCUACUGGCAGAUUAUGUGCAUGAGACAUCAGCCAACUUCCUUAAAGAUGGGGAUAUCGGAGUAGAUAUUUCUGUGACCGCAUCUCUGGCAAUCAAAGCAAAUUACAUAGAAUCGUACCACAAGGGCCUCGUCGUGUACCAGAACCAUUCAGGCAUCUUCCAUGACUCUGCCUUCACACCGUCUCUGCUGACUGAUUCCAAAAUGGUCUAUUUCUGGUUUUCAGACCAAGUCCUCAAUUCUGUGGCCUUGGCAGCUUUUCUAGAUAAGCGCCUGGAGUUAACACUCGCAGGGGAAAAAUUAAAGGAAAUGUUUGAAAUUGAAGAGCUGAAAACUCAGCAGGAGAUUGUGCAAAAGAUUUUUCGGGGUGCCUCCUACAACGACUCCCUGGCUAAGGUGUGGAGCCUUGACCCUCCUCAGAUUAUCCUCCAGCCCGAAGGAACCAUUGUGAAGUCAUCUGUGGCUGUGGAACUCAGUGUUCCUCUGCAAGGCGAAGGUCCCCCCUCUGUAGCUUUGUAUUUCGAAAAGGAAGUCACCGUCACAGUCCAAGCUUCGUAUAUGCAAAAAAACCUAUACCUACAUCACUCCGAGGCCAUGAUAGAGAUCAAAAAGCUUAAACGUGCCGCGCAUAUAGCUGUGAAUGAUGAAACUCUAAUGCACAUUUUGGAGAAAAUCGUCUCAGUUGCCGGGAUCCCAGAAGUGGUAUCAAGAUUUGAGAGGAACAUAAGUUCCCUGUUGAGCAGCAAAGGACUCAACCAUUUCGACAUCAUUGAUCCUGAGAUAGUAACCAAAAAGGGACACUUAAUUCUCCAGAUGGACUUUGGCUUCCCACACCAUUUGCUUGCAGAGUUUCUGAAGACUACUUUGUAGAAGGAAGAGGAGAAAGAAAAAUAAAGGUGAUCCAGGUGUAUGAGCAAUCUGGAUGCCCAAGAGAGCUGGUGAUCCAUUUACAUCCAUCUCCUUCCCUGUGAUCCCAGAUGGAUUUCCUGCCAGGACUGAGGCUCUGUCUGCAAGUUUUCUCCUUGACUGUCUCCUGCAGGAUAAACUCUCUUGGAAAAGCUCUGGGAAUCCCUGGCUCUUAGUGUGACAAGAAGCUGAGUCUCCACAGCUGGAGCACAGUGCUUCAAAAAGGGAUCAACACCCUCCCUACAGUGUUGAGCCCAUCUAUAUUGGAUGUGUGAUGGCUUUGAUCAGCUUACUCCAACCAGGACAACAGCUCCCACAGGGGGAAAGCAUGAGCCUGGCUUGCUGGCUUCCAUUUUCAUGACGCCCCCAAACCCCAUUUGGGAGUCAGUUUAUGUGCAUUGCUUAACUGCCACAAUGACAGCAAGCUUUAGGAAAUGGCCUCGAUAAUCUUGUCACUAUGCACCUGAGUGUCUUGCCUUCUCAGACCACUCUGGGUCAGAGAAAGGACACCUUUCCACCAAAUUCUGGAAAACUUUAUUUCUUUUUUCAUUUGAAUGCCAUGUGCUUCUUUCGUUUCCUAAAAAUAAACCUGGUUUUCUGUUUUACUGCA
Messenger RNA from Podarcis raffonei (Aeolian wall lizard), 2423 nucleotides. RefSeq names its product cholesteryl ester transfer protein (gene CETP). The record is from RefSeq and is a predicted model, not a curated record. The transcript is spliced from 16 exons. The coding region runs from base 278 to 1777 and encodes 499 amino acids. Gene Ontology annotation, molecular function: cholesterol binding; phosphatidylcholine binding; triglyceride binding. Gene Ontology annotation, biological process: cholesterol homeostasis; triglyceride homeostasis; phosphatidylcholine metabolic process. NCBI's taxonomy places the organism in Eukaryota, Metazoa, Chordata, Lepidosauria, Squamata, Lacertidae. Gene Ontology annotation, cellular component: high-density lipoprotein particle.